Messenger RNA from Hemibagrus wyckioides, 3941 nucleotides. RefSeq names its product CTD (carboxy-terminal domain, RNA polymerase II, polypeptide A) small phosphatase-like b (gene ctdsplb). Bases 722 to 1558 code for a protein of 278 amino acids. The transcript is spliced from 8 exons. The record is from RefSeq and is a predicted model, not a curated record. Lineage: Eukaryota; Metazoa; Chordata; Actinopteri; Siluriformes; Bagridae. Gene Ontology annotation, molecular function: RNA polymerase II CTD heptapeptide repeat phosphatase activity.
UCCUGCUGUGUCUGCGAUGUAUCUGCUGCAUUUUAAACACUCACCGCCACCAUAUUGGAACGAGAAUACUGAAAACACGGACAUUGCAAUAACAGCUUUGAUGAUAACUUGAUUUCUUACAUCGUUUUUGAUCACCGGAAUCCCCCCCUUUUUAUUCUUUUUGGACCCGUCCAUGUUUAUGGGCUUCGUGGUGAAUGGUAAACUCGCAGUUUGCAACUCUCUAGUAGCGAAGCUCUAACUAGUCAGCUAUCUAGCUAGUAAUAAAGCAACAUAGCGUUUAUAUAUAGAAAGAGAAAUAUAAAUAUAUAUAAAGCUUAGACGAACGUUUUUAUGUGGAUAUUUCUUUUUUUUGUUUUUUUCAAAUGACUCAGUAACACGGGGUUUGAGUGAGCGAGAUAGCUAAACCAGCGCGCGCGCGCCACUUCGCUCACUUCAAUACAACGCUGCUUUGCUAGCUCGCGACUCAAGUUAGCGCAAAAAAACAACAACAAGCACACAGCUAGUUAGCUAGCUAAUCGGUGCGCGUCAGGGUUAGUGGGCUAGAGAAAUGAUUUACUAAGAAGAAGAAAAUCUCAGGACUCGCUUUGCCAGUCCGCUAUUGCUUUCGCGAUUAGCCCUUUUUUUCCCCCUAGCUACGUCUACGCACUCGGAGUGGAGAAUAUAACGUUAUAACUAGCUUAGCUUAGCUUAGCUUAGGAAACAGGAAGAACCUGUCGUUUCCAUGGACAACACGUCCAUCAUAACGCAAGUUACGAAUCCAAAGGAGGAGGAGAUCCUAUCGUCAAAUCCUGAAAAAGUUUCGCUGUCCAGCAGCAGCUUGAAGAAGAAAAGUCACCGCAGUUUAUUCAGCUCUUUCUUCUGCUGCCUGCGGAGUUAUGAAGCCGAUCCUCCUGCCAGCACCAACAACAACACCAGCAGCCCUCUGCCUCCGCCCGUGGAGGAGAACGGAGCGCCACCGAAGUGUGAGCAGGCUGAGGUCAUCCCUGUGCCCGGUCCUCCAGAGAAAUACCUUCUUCCUGAGGUGAACAUCAACGACUACGGAAAGAAGUGUGUGGUGAUAGACCUGGACGAGACUCUGGUGCACAGUUCCUUUAAGCCUAUUAGUAAUGCAGAUUUCAUCGUUCCGGUGGAGAUCGACGGCACAGUGCAUCAGGUGUACGUCCUGAAGCGACCACAUGUAGACGAGUUCCUGCAGAAGAUGGGAGAAUUGUUCGAGUGCGUGCUCUUCACAGCCAGCCUAGCCAAGUAUGCUGACCCUGUGGCUGACCUGCUGGACCAGUGGGGUGUAUUUCGGGCGCGACUUUUUCGUGAAUCCUGUGUGUUCCACAGAGGAAACUACGUCAAAGACCUGAGUCGCCUCGGCAGAGAGCUGCGUAACGUCAUCAUAGUGGACAACUCGCCCGCCUCCUACAUCUUCCACCCCGAGAACGCUGUUCCCGUCCAGUCGUGGUUCGACGACAUGGCCGACACCGAGCUGCUGGACCUGCUUCCAUUCUUUGAAGGACUGAGCAAGGAAGAGGACGUGUACGGAGUUCUGCAGAACCUCAGAGGCAGGUAGCAAGCUGCACCGUCCUGCCUUACAAGGGCACAGCAGAGAGGUCGGAGGGCAAAGGGCGCCCCUGCUCUCGCAGACUUCACCUCCCAGCAGCCCGCCGCUCACUACACAGGAAGCGCAGACGCCUCCGCCCCCCAACUCCCCCCGUGUCUGUGGCCCACAUGCCGACGAACGUCCACUACAGACCUUUUACAGCUCACAAGAGACCCACUUGCUUAAGUGCUUAAUAAUAACCAAAAAAACGCCAAACCCCUUCUUUUCCCUAACGAAGCGAAAGAGAAUCCAGAUCUUUGGGUUGUUGCUAUGCAGGCGUUAAAGGACUGUGGGUUUUCUUUCCUCUUUGCUUACACGACGAAGUGCCUUUUUUGAAUGUCAUUUUUACUGGGAAAACAUUUUUGUACAUGAAAAUAUUUCCAGAGAUUUUCAGAAUUCUACUCUUUAAAAACAGAGGCAGGUUAUUUUUUUUUUUUUUGUCAAAAGGCAGUGUUAUCGAAGGCUGGAGGGUUGUUAUUUUUUUGUCUUUCUUUUAAUUGUCUCCAUCAGUGUUCUUGUUUUCUUUUGCCUUCACUCGCGCCAUUAUACAAACAUCGACCCUUUCAUAGACGUGUCUACUUUUGUCUCGUAAAAGCAAAGGAAUGCAUUUGCACUUGUUCAUCGUACGCUCUGCUACGACUCCUUCAGUCCGGGUUGUUAACACAAGGAGCGAUCAGAGAUUGUCUAAAUCGUACCAACGGAUCGCCACGCCAUUUCACGCCGAGGCUUGUUUAGUUUAAUUUUAGCGUAGGUCCUGCGAUGGUACAGAAGAUGCUGACAAUCGUGUCUGGCCGGUUCAGCGCUCGUCGCAAGUUAGUUAUGGAUAAGCUUUUAGUUUGUUUUUACGUUGCGUUUUAAAGCUGGUGUAACGUAGCCCUUACUCCUUUCAUUUUAUAUCUGUAUAUAUCUCUAAAGAAAGAGCGAAAGAAUCGCAUCCUGAUCAUCACAGGAUGCAGAAAUAUUGCCAACGUGUCCCUCAGGUGUUUGCUGAUGUGUUCUUUCAUGUCAUUGCAUCAGUUUAUAAUCUUAUCUUUUUAAUCACAGAUGCAGUUCUUUCUAGAACUUGUAUGAAGCCGUGCGAGCGAGAUGGCGACGGCUCGACACACGUUUGCCCAGCAGCAUCCCUCUUUUAAUACGAGGGAUGGUAUUUUGCGCUCUGUAUGUUGUAUGUUAGCAGAUGAUCAGCACAUGCCUGCCGUUUAGUUCCGAACAGUUUCCUUGCUUCAUGUUGCGUUCUUCAUCACGUGAGCGUUCGAACUCAUUCUGAGCUGCACCCUGCCGCUGCUAUGGCACACCAGACUUCAGUACCUCACACACACACACACACAAAGCAUCCCUCUCACUGCUCUUGUGUGUGUGUGUGUGUGUGUGUGUGAGAGUGAGAAUGUUCUCAGUUGUGCAGUUUAACUGAAGGUCCAUCUGCAGAUUUGUUUGGAGCAGAGGUGCUUCUCUGCCCCGGGUGCUGUGUGUGUGUGUGUGUGUGUGUGUGUGUGUGUGUUGAACCUCUCUCACCAUGGUGCCUAGGAGAGGAGCAGCGGUGUAUCAGCCGCCAAACACGCAAUAACCUCUCUCUCUGUGUUUAUUAUUUUAAGUUGUUCUGUUUUCUUGUACACACUACACCAUGACCUGUUCGCAUUAAUUUCCCAUUUUUACACAAUUUUUAUUUUUAAUUUAUUCUUUCAUGCUACCUCCCCCCCCCUCCUUCUCUCUUCCCUUCCUUCUCCUUCCUUCUCCCUCUCCUUCUCUCUCUCUCCACCAGAGUUUUUCAGCUAAUUUGUCAGUAUUUCAUUACAAAAACAGGCACCUUUUUUAUUACCCUGCUGCUGCUGUUUUUUUUUCUUCUUCUUCCUGAUUUGAACCCUGUGUGUGGUUUCUGCUUUUCACAUUUAAAAACAAAACACUGCUCUUUCACCGAUCUUUCUCUUACCUCAUCGGUAUCUCGGACAUUUUCUUUCCCCUUUCACAUAAACCAAGCUGUAAGCGGUGGAGCACUUUCGGUGUCGGUCGAGGAUGUUUUGUUGUCGUCGUUUUGUUCUUCCAGGUUGUUAGUUUUUUUUUUCACUAAUAUUUAAAGGCACAACUAGUUAUCGUGUCCAGAUUACAUUUAGACUUGCUAAGCAUUACAUCCACUUGGGGUUCUGUCUUUUUUUUUUUUGUUUGUUCUUAUUUUAUUCUUUUUUUUUGAAAGCCAUGUAGACAUUCACUGCAGCGCUGAAAAUCGACGUCGAGAUGCUGCGCAGUGCCACGUUUUGCAGUCUGUUUCGAGGUGAUGUGAUCCAUGGUUUGUUGCAAAUUUUCUUCCAAACUAUGAUGUUAUAUUAAAGCACCUUUUUAGGAAAAAAAAAGAAAGAAA